AUGAACUAUAACAGCACACCUCAAACAGACUAUAACAGAACAAGAUGCAACGACAAAUUCGCUGAUGUGAUUAAACCUGCUAGUCAUAUGCAAAUUACCCCAACUGUUACAAAUAACAAGCGAGACAAAGACCCUAAAACACCAGAUAGCACCUUAUUUCUUGACAUAACGUCGGAAGAGGAGGACGACUUUUCGUGUUUAUGCCCCCGGCAGACUACAUUUUCUAGCGAUGAUUGUUCAAAAAAUAGGGCAUCAAUGACUCAAUCGAUCAGUGAUAUGGAUGCUUAUUGGGCAAGGUUUAGAUUACCACGCAAAGAAUGGUUACAGAAAGAAUGGAAUAGGGGAGGCAGCGACCGAGUAAUUGUUUCAAACGCAAAUAACGCAAACAAAAGUGGCAAAAUUACCGGUAACGCGUACCAUACCAACGCAAAUAUUUACGAAAGUAUCAACAGUGAUAAUACCAUUGUAGAUGACGUUCAUGACUGCGAUGAUAGUUCGUCUAUUGACUCGUCGACGAGUGAGCUUGGAAUGUCAUACCCCCCAUCAGUGUACCCAACUUCAACAACUCUUGAGAACAAACUGAGUCAGAAAAGAAAGGACUUUAUACAAAAAUAUUCCUUUUCGCUUGCAACAGAUAAAAAACAAAGGAUCUGCGAAGAAAGUACUGAGAGUGAAGUACAUUCAGUCGACAAUCAUUUGCUACCCGUUGAUUCAGAAGAAGUGCGACGGAUAGAAAAAAUUAAGCUCUAUAUUACAAGAUAUCAUAUGCAAGAAAUUCACGAAGCAAAGGAACAGUCACAGAGAGAACCUCAUCUGUCGUCGGCUCUUCUAGCACCUAAAACAUUCUCUGACAUAACCGAGGAUUUUACGACAGCAUCACUAAUAAUUCUUCAAUCUGUCAUUGAGAAUGACAACAUACUCCUCGCCGAGCAGGUAAGGUGUAGGAUUAGGUUAAGCUCCGUUGGCGAAAGCGCAAGGUUAAACGAUAUUGAUUUAGAAUGUUCGCAUUGCGGUGUUCGGAUGAAAGAACUAGUUGUAGACAGAGUCUAUACUACCUACCAACGCGUUCGCAUUUCAUCCCUAAGUCCCACGCUUUCUCCGCCUGGAUCGUUCGGUAGCAGUAUUAUUGCAAUUCUCAAAGACGAUUUUAUUAAUGCAGUAAAAAUGGGACAAUUUAUAGAAGUUAUUGGAUUUGCAAAGAGACACUUUCACGGACUUGAUGAUAAUAUAUACCGGGUCAAUAAUACAGUUGACACUGGUGUGCAUGUCGAAGUUAUUAAUAUCAGAAACAUCCCAGUGUCACUCAAUAACCAUGACAGAUUAAUGCAAGCGCCUGAAUACUUUACUCUUUUGCAAACGGCAAAUUUGUCAGCCUGGUCAUUCACUCAACGUAUUGUUGAUGUGUUCUGUGAAGAUGUUGUUCCUAGAAAAGCGUAUAGGAAAAUAAAACUGUGCUUGUUAUUAAGCCUCAUAUCAAUAUCCGAGAAAACCAUUGAGCAUAUUAAUAGCUUCAAUAAGCUGCAUCUAUUUAUUAUUUGCGAUGAGUAUAAUAAUACUGUCAGGAGGUUAUUACGACAAGCAUCCAACUUUACUAGACACGAGGAAUGGGCUUAUGGAAUUGGCAAUAGAAGGCAACCGCUCUUUUCAGUAGAGUAUGGAGGAAAAAAACCUCAAUCAGAGAGAACACUCGAAUCUGCAAUUUUGUCAAGGGUUGAUGAUGGAGUUUUACUAGUAAAUAUGGAUAUAAUAUCUAAGAAAGACAUUAAUGAUGUUAGACAAGUUAUAACACCUGUUUCACAACCGAUGCUGGAAACACAAUACCAUCAGUUGUGUAUGGACAUUGAUGCGUGUCUCUGGGCAUGGUCAACUACAAGGAAAGCAACAACCAAGGGAAAGUACAUACCAACUCAUAAAGAUGUGAAUCAGUAUGGCGUCGAAAUUGUAUGCAGAGCUCUUGUGAAGCCGAUUGUCGAUACAUUUGAUCUUGUAAUUUAUAUCAAGGAAACAGUCGACUCUGAAACUUCUAAUUCGCUUAUUGAUCACGUUUUCGACCAAUAUUCCGACAAUGAGAAACCCAAAGAACGCGUGUCAUUUGAAGAAUUUAAGAAUUAUAUUGUAGCGGCACGCAGCAUCGAAGUCACAUUGUCAAAGGAAUGUAAAGAUUUACUUCGGAAAUACUAUUUAACCUUUCGAAAACUAAAAGGGGGAAGCCAUGGCUAUUCAUCAUCGACUGCCCUAUUAGAAACUCUGCUCUCUCUGGCAAUAUGUCAUGCAAAACUGUGUCUUCGAAGUGUUGGCAGUCUCGAUGAUGCACUUGCAAGCGUUUUAAUAGUCGAAGAGUCCAUUGCUACGAAAUAUGGUUCAAAUAGAUCGCUCCUUGGUUUUUCAAUUUUAAGCGAUGAUCAGGAAAAUCUACAUAAAUUGUAUGGUGUUGCCACAAGCAUUGAGGACGAGGAUGAGGUACCCGCUAUGAAUGCCUUUGAUGACUGCGAAACAAACGACAGACGACUACAAUAUUUCUAUGAUCUAUCCAAACACGACGACGAAGAAAUGUCAAAAAUGUACCAACAUUUAUUGCGUAUAUUUAAUACACCCACCACGGUUCAACCGGAUACUCGGACAAAUAGUGUUCAGGGGUACUUUGGCGACGAAAGCUCCAUUGAUAUAAUGGACAGCAUCGCUAGCCAGAAAACACAAGACCCACGUAUCCCCGGGAAUGAUGGGGAUACCAGUACGGGCGCAAGACGUCGAUGGAGACUCUAUACAAUCAAACUCUUAAAUCUAUCCAUCGACUUUGAGAGCACGAUGGGAACACUCAACACAAAGAUACGAUGCCGUCGUCCCUUUCGCUACUGCAGGAAACGACCUGCUGCAAUGACUUUAUUAAGCGAUGAUGAUGGCUUGGGGAAAAAAGAGCAAGAGAUGGAAGAAUUCAUGCACUUGAUGUAUGCCGUCGAAAAAACAGCAUGGAAAUCGUCUUUCAGUGCACCGAUAGCCAAGCGGUUGGAGAUCGGAGCUAAAGUGCUGGAUGCAGGGUGUGGGAACGGUACGUGGAUACUCGAACAGGCAAACAAUAACCCGGCAUCAGAAUUUAUAGGCCUAGACAAGACAUCGUCGGUAUUCCCAAGCCAAAUACGACCCAUGAACGUGUACUUUAUGCGAGGCAAUUUAUUAACGAGAUUGCCAUUCGACGAUGAUACUUUUGAUUACGUACGAAUGAGCAAUAUGUUAAUGGUAUUUAACAAAGAAAAUUACGAGAAGGCCAUUACUGAACUUGUUAGAAUACUGAAACCUGGCGGAUACAUUGAGCUGAGUGAAUUUGAGCAUUCUCCUGAAGAAGGCGGUCCAUACUUUGCAAUGUUUGGCGAGGAAUUUAAACUCAAAGCCCAAAGCGAAAAGCACGGAGAGCAAUCCUUCCAACCAUCCGUAUCAUUACCAGAUCUGCUCAGCCAGACUUACGUCUUAACCUCGCUUCAGAAAGCUCACCAACGUCUUCUUGUAGGUGGUCGUGGCGGUCGUUUGGGAAUGGCAUCGUACGAAAUGCUGAACAUGUGUUUUGGAAUAAUCCAUGAAGAAGUCUUGAUGUCUAAAUGGGCAUUGAACAAAGAAGAGUACAUGGAAAUUGUUGCUGCACUUUUGGAGGAAUUAAAUGAGAGAGAGAGUUGGCUUCGCGGAUUUCGACCGGCAGAUGUACCAAUUUUCUCAUUCAAACAAGGAGGUAGUAGCGGUGACGUUUUGGUGAAUGAGAAACUGAAAUUAUUACGUCCUAAAACUUUCGAUGAUGUUCAAGAAGUAUCCCACUACAUAUAUCAAUUCUUAUGGCAGAGCAAUUUUUCAGCUCCUGUGGAAGAAAAACUGACAAGUGGCGCAAGAGUUUUAGAUGUCGGAUGUAGUCCUGGCACAUGGCUUUUUGACAUAGCCUCUGCAUAUCCUUUAACCGACUUUAUAGGAAUCGACAUCAAUAAUCUUUUCCCCAGCCCCAACGAAAUCAGCCAACACAAUGUCAAGUUUGUACAAGCAGAUGUGCUUGAUAAAUUACCAUUUGAGGAUGAUUCUUUUGAUUAUAUAAGAAUGGCUUUAUUUUCGGGUACAUUUAUGCACGACGAAUGGCAGCGUGCACUUCAAGAGGUUGUGAGGGUUCUUAAACCAGGUGGUUUCCUCGAACUAAUGGAACCAGACUAUCGUUUACAAAACAUGGGACCAGAUUCUUCACAAGUCGUCACAUCAAUGUUGCAAUAUCUUUCUCUGCAGCAUAUGGACAGCGAGAUAGUUCGCAAAUUAGAACUUCUCCUUGCCGCAACUAAUGGUCUCGGUGACAUAGAACAUUCUUUCCGACCUUUAUCCAUUAGCCGUCUUGGCGGGAGGAUGGGAACUUUGUUGGAAGAUACGUUUUUCAUUUAUUACAACCAAGUUGGCGAACAUCUUGCAGAAUUCAUGGAGUUGUCGUUGGGGGAGUAUGAAGAAUUGUUGCGUCGUGUCAAGGAAGAGUUUGUUACGUAUGAAACUUUUUGUAAAGUAUAUAGAUUUUGGGCUGUAAAAAAUAGAUGA
Paraglomus brasilianum is the source of this 4548-nucleotide messenger RNA. NCBI's taxonomy places the organism in Eukaryota, Fungi, Glomeromycota, Glomeromycetes, Paraglomerales, Paraglomeraceae. The record is from the annotation of a GenBank genome assembly.